This is a messenger RNA of Eurypyga helias (sunbittern), 337 nucleotides long. RefSeq names its product deoxyguanosine kinase, mitochondrial-like. NCBI's taxonomy places the organism in Eukaryota, Metazoa, Chordata, Aves, Eurypygiformes, Eurypygidae. The record is from RefSeq and is a predicted model, not a curated record. Gene Ontology annotation, molecular function: deoxyguanosine kinase activity. Gene Ontology annotation, cellular component: mitochondrion; cytoplasm. The annotation marks the transcript as partial. The transcript has 4 exons.
GUACGUUUUUGCCAAGAACCUCUUUGAGGCCGGGCACCUGCAGCCGCUGGAGUGGGCCAUCUACCAGGACUGGCACAGCUUCCUCCUGCGGGGCGGGGCCCACUCCUGUUCCCAUGGGAAGACGUGCCUGGAGCGGCUGCGGCAGAGGGCAAGGAGAGAGGAGUUGGGGAUCCAACUGGGAUACCUGGAGCAGCUCCAUGCCCAGCACGAGCACUGGCUGGUGGAGAAGACCACGGAGGUCCACUUUGCGGAGGUGAAGCACGCGCCCGUCCUGCUGCUGGACGUGGACAAGGACUUCGAGCACGACGCGGGCGUGCAGGGCGUCCUCAUGGCACAG